GCCAAAUCUCUACCCGUGCUAUCUAUAAAAAGUAAUGUGAAAUGGAUUUCUCGGCAGAAAGGCGACAUAUUUAGUAAAAUGCGACGAGGGUGUUUUUGUCACUUUGGUUUAUAAAUAGCGGCGGAGGCGGAGUGCCUCGGAUUAGUUUGGCGCGGGUGGUGCUCCGGCGGAGAAAGAUUUGGAUGAGUGGAACAAGUGGAGGAUCGGUUUCUUGAUCUUUUCCUUUUUUGUUGAUAUUUUGAGUUGAAGAUGCAGUAGAUUUAGGAGUGUCUUUUUCAUUCGAGAUUAAUUUAUGGGGGAUUUAGGAGAGCAGAGGAGGAAGAUGAUCUACGGAUCUCCUCGGCCGGUGGAAAAAGAGGAAUCUGAUUCCGAGCUCCACUUUUACCAGCAAGAUCAGAACCUGCAAUUGAACUCCGGCCUGCUCCGUUUCCGUUCGGCUCCGAGCUCUCUUUUCAGAGAGCUCGCCGGCGGCGCUAGUUCCCAGUUCCAGCCGCCGGAGUUUGUGUCUUCUUCUCCGGCCAUGGUUUACCAUCACCACUUACUGAACCAUGGCUUGGCGCAGAGAUCCAACCACAAGGAGAUGCAGCAGCAGCUUGAAAUCGGCGGCGGGAGGAAAUCUACCAAUCUGAGCAAUCUCGCGCGGCAGAGCAGCACUCCCGCCGGUUUUUUCUCUCACUUCAAUUCCGACAACGGUUAUGCUCUGAUGAGAGAUCUGAGUGAAGGUUUCAGAAACGGCGAACUCGGUCUCAAGAACCAGAUGAGCUUCUCCUCCAGGCAAAGCUCGCUGAUGUCGCAGAUAUCGGAGAUGGGGGACGAGGAACUGGGCGGAAGCAGUCCCGACGAGAGUAGCCAGCGUUACGCCGCCGGAGUUCCGAUGACAUCUUGGGCCGAAGCCUCGUUGCUCGCCGGCAACAAUCCGUCAGGAACAGGAAACAGAGAGGAGGAAGGGAAGGUAGUGGAACUGAGGAACUAUGUUGCAGGCCUCACACACCAGCUCAGCUUGCCAAAGCCCGCCGCAGAAAUGGCCGCCAUGGAAAAACUCAUCCAGUUCCAGGACGCAGUCCCCUGCCGGAUCAGAGCCAAGCGGGGUUGCGCAACGCACCCCCGAAGCAUCGCAGAGAGGGUGAGGAGGACCAAAAUCAGCGAAAGGAUGCGGAAAUUGCAGGAACUGGUUCCCAACAUGGACAAGCAAACCAACACAGCAGACAUGCUGGACUUGGCCGUCGAGUACAUUAAGGAUCUCCAGAGACAAGUCGAUGUAAUUCAAUCUAAUCACUAUCUCAAUUCUCAUGCUUUGGUCGUCUCCUCGAACCUUCAUUUGAUUCAUGCAUGUUUUGUUCCCGUUCAAGGUCUUAAAGGAAGGCCAAGCAAGCUGCCCCUGCUCGUCUAGCAAGCUGCAGAAGCCUUACCACAACUCAUGAUUGGGGGAUAUUUACUUUUAAGUUCAAGUAGUUCUUAAUUAGGAAUGCGGAGCAGCUGUAUCCAACGAAGAAGAUGGUGGAUGCAGAGCCACCCACCGUCGCCGUCGUCAUCGUCGUGGUGGUCAAUUGGUCAUCAUCAGCCUCACCACUCACGGCGGUCGAUUUGCCCUCGGGAUGCCAGCGAGUUUCCUUCGCCAGACGGCAGAAGUGAAUGGGCACUGCGGCGACAGCGAGGAGAUCGAUUGAGGCGUGAAAGUGUCCUGUCACAUGAGAUUAGUUUGCAGAACUGUGGAUUGCCGACAACUACGUGCAGCAGCAUCGCUGAUGCUGCUGCUGCUGAUGAUGAUCAGGAAUAUAAUUCGAUUAAUUGGAAUCUUGUAACCGAUAACGAAUUCAUUGGAAAUUAGUUUACAGAAUUUUUUUUCUCAA
Zingiber officinale is the source of this 1850-nucleotide messenger RNA. Its product is annotated as transcription factor bHLH130-like. The transcript is spliced from 4 exons. The record is from RefSeq and is a predicted model, not a curated record. Gene Ontology annotation, molecular function: RNA polymerase II cis-regulatory region sequence-specific DNA binding; DNA-binding transcription factor activity, RNA polymerase II-specific; protein dimerization activity. Bases 293 to 1390 code for a protein of 365 amino acids. Gene Ontology annotation, biological process: regulation of transcription by RNA polymerase II. Gene Ontology annotation, cellular component: nucleus. Lineage: Eukaryota; Viridiplantae; Streptophyta; Magnoliopsida; Zingiberales; Zingiberaceae.